CAUCAAUCAUCAUUAUACACAAAACUUUAUCAUAUACUUUACCAAUUUUUUAUUUUUUUGACAUUAUCAGCGAUUAUUCGAUACAACCUCGCUCUUUGUUAUUCUUCUAUACUAAUACGAAAAUAUUUGUUUAAUAUGUAGAUCACAUCCCAAAUUAAAAUCAAGCACUCUUAUCUGUUUCAUCUCAUCUUCAGACUUACAUUCUUCUUCGUCGGCACAUCGGAUUUCAAUUAUACACACACGUAUCUGUAUGUAUAUUUAUUAGGAUGUUAGUAUAAACAUUUGAUUGUCAAGGCACAUGGAUGGGCAGAUUAGUAAUUCUCAUGGUGAGCAUGGACGCUUCGAACAAAUCCUUUCUCAGUUUCUUCUGAAAAGCUUGCACAUUGUAUUGGACUCACGAGUUCCUACAAUUCAUCCUUAUAAUCGCAAAAAUGAUCUGUCACUGGGAGCUCAGGCGAAAAAGAGUGACAAAUGGUUCAGCUUAGUGUUAGGGGAUCGUCCAGCUGCUUUAGAUAAUCUGAGUUUCUGGCAUAGAAAUUUGAUGGAUCCUAUGAUAAUUGACAUUAUACUUGUCCAAGACGUGCCUAAUUAUCUGUCACAGCCUUCACCAAAGGCACAAGAGGAGACAGUUAUAGAGAGGUGGAUUGUUCAGUUUGAGUAUGUUAGGACUACAACUCCUCAAGGUGGAGACUCUUCUGCAGCUUAUAAGAAAACAUAUAAGAAACUAAUCAUCCUUCUACGUUCUCUUUUUUCAAUGAUGAGGCUUCUUCCGGCACACCGAGCCUUCCGUAAGUUAUGUUCAUCUAGCAAGAGUUGUGAUUAUGAUAUAAAUUACAAGGUCUCUUCCUUUAGUGCUCCGUUUUCAAGGUCGGAGGAAGAACUAAUGAAGCAAUAUAAUUUUAGUCCAGUUGAAGCACAACAAGGUUGCUUUUCAAUAUCGGUAACAUAUCGUGAAAGCCUUUCCGACUUUAACUUGGAGACUUCUGCAUUGUUCCCACCACAGAUUAUUUCGGAUUAUGUUGGGAGCCCCGCGACAGACCCGUUAAGGGCUUUCCCUUCCACAGGAAAGGGUGUCUGUGCAACAUCCUUCCCAUCUAGAGGUUUUCAAUCAACAUCAACACAUUCUGAACGCCCACACAGCUGGACAAGUGGCAUUCACAGAGGAGCUUCUUUACCGCAUAAGCAACCCCUUAGUGGAUCCCCACCAAUAUAUCAAUCUAGUGGUCGAAGUGAUUUAUCUUCGUCCCCGACUGAUGUAUAUGGUCAUAGAAUUCCAAACUAUAGAUUGCCGAAUCACUACAAAAAUAAUAAUUUUGAUGCUUACCAGCUCUCACCCCCAUUCUCACCAUCUACUUCUCCAUCUCCUCCAACACAUCUUACUGGUGGAAAUUUCAUGCAAAGUCGACUACGAUCAGAGACUUCUCCUGUAAGUAUUCCACAUCCAAUGCUGGGAAGGAGCCCAAGGUAUCUCUCUCCCAAUCUGUCUGACACGAGUAGGCAUUCACUUCCUCCGCUAUCCCCUAGAAAUGCAAAGCAUGAUUCUUCCUCACAAGAGUCUCCAUCUGGAAUGAGGUCGUUGAGAAAAUUAGACUUAUCAAAGGCAGGGGAGUUGAAUUCUGGAAUGCCAAUUUCAUAUACUGGUCAAAAGUUGUCAGGAGAUACCAAAGACGACUCCGGGAGGUUCUCAGGUUUGCUCUCUUCUAGUGGUUCCCCGAGAAUUGGAUUCUCGAGAAGCUCUAGUAGAAUUUCUUUCCCGGAUGAUUUGGAUGAUUGUGACUUCUCGUGUCCUUUCAUUGUGGAUGAUGUUGAUACUUCUGAUCUGCAAUCCAGUCAAAAUCUUGGUGUAUCAAAAACUUUAGAAGUUAGUUCUCAAGUAAUCUCAACAGCUAGGAAGUCACAUGAUGCUGCUGUCGGUGCACUUGUUCACAUGUUUAGAACAGCACCUCCACUGCGACAAGAUUCUAGUUGCUACUCAUCCAGGUCAAUGAAACAAGAAAUUGGGCAAGGGGCUGGAUCUUCAUCUGCGUUCUUCCUGCCUAGAAAAACAUCAGAUGCACUGGAAGAGCUCAGGGCUUACAAAGAUAUGAAAGAACUUCUUCUUUCUAAGAGCGCUAGAAUGGCUGCGAAGGAGGAAGCUUAGUUGUGCUCAAUUUGGGAUGAAAUGUUUCUUUCAGGAUGAACUCCCAAGGAAUAUACUGGAAAAUAGAAAUGAUUGUUUGGUUCUAGCAUCUAGAUACAAAUCCUCCGGCAUAUUUGAAUCUAAAUUACGAAAGUCGUUUCUCAGAACAAUCUCUCAACAGGCUGUAUAUAUUACUACUAGACAUGCUUGACAGCUACCAAAUGAAAUUACUCAAUAUUAAGCAUCUGUUCUAGCUGAA
Molecule: messenger RNA, 2378 nt
Organism: Daucus carota subsp. sativus
Lineage: Eukaryota; Viridiplantae; Streptophyta; Magnoliopsida; Apiales; Apiaceae
Product: autophagy-related protein 13a
Exons: 4
Coding region: 299-2140 (613 amino acids)
Biological process (GO): piecemeal microautophagy of the nucleus; mitophagy; autophagosome assembly
Cellular component (GO): Atg1/ULK1 kinase complex; cytosol; phagophore assembly site
Source: RefSeq, a predicted model, not a curated record